Messenger RNA from Entrophospora candida, 241 nucleotides. The record is from the annotation of a GenBank genome assembly. NCBI's taxonomy places the organism in Eukaryota, Fungi, Glomeromycota, Glomeromycetes, Entrophosporales, Entrophosporaceae.
AUGGAUUCAAAUCAAAGAAAUUUAAAUUCGAUUGAAAAAAAUGUUGAAUUGAUGGAAGAAGUAAGCUAUAAUUUAGUUGAAAAAGAAAAGGGAUCAGAAAGUGAGUAUGAUGAAGAUGAUGAUUCUAGAAUGUUUGUGUUAGAUGAACCAGCUCUAGAGACUGCAAAAAAUCUAUUUGAUUCUCAGAGGUCUCAAGAUGUACAAGAUGAAGAAAGUAGUGAUGAGGAAAGUGAUGAGGAAA